AUGUCCAAACGCAACCCAGACGCUCCCCCCUCCUACAGCGAGGCCAUCUUCUCGUCCCCAUCGUCGUCGUCGUCUCCUUCCUCGUCCUCCCCAUCUCCAGCAGCAACCGUCUCAGCGCACCUCGCCACCCUAGCCGCCCGCCUCCGCACCCGCCACCCCGCCAUCGACACGCACGAACGAGACCUCACCACCCUCCUCCUCCCCGACGUCGAAGCCCACCUCGCCGCCCUGCACGCGGCGCCCCGUCGCGGCGCCCCACCGCACCGCGCCGGCCAGUUGACCCUCGUGCCCGCCGCCGCCGUCCCGCCGUCGUGGCACCCGAGCGAGAAGGCCGACGCGCCCGACGAGCUCUGGCAGACGGUGCGCGUGCGGGACGGCAAGGGCGUUGUCGGUGAUUCGUCGUCCGACGACGGGGACGCGCCGCCGGCCGUCGCGUCGGCUUCGGCGCGCGAGUUUGACGAGUGGGGGCGAUGGGAGGAUGGCGGCGGCGACGGCGGGGCGGCGGCGGCGGCGAAGAAGGGCUGGUGGUGGUGGAGGGACGAGGCGCUGGCCAUGAGGCUGGCGGCGCUGCUGAGGCCUGAUGGGAGGAGGGGGCCGACGCUGGGGGGCCGCGCGGGGGGCGAGAUGAAGGUCACGGCGGAGGAGGUCUCGUUUCGGAGGGAGAACGAAUUGGGCAUCUGGGAGAGCAUGAACGGGUGGGCUGUUGUGGUGAGGAUCACGAUGCGCAGGUGA
Verticillium nonalfalfae is the source of this 732-nucleotide messenger RNA. RefSeq lists its product as uncharacterized. The transcript has a single exon. The record is from RefSeq and is a predicted model, not a curated record. Bases 1 to 732 code for a protein of 243 amino acids. NCBI's taxonomy places the organism in Eukaryota, Fungi, Ascomycota, Sordariomycetes, Glomerellales, Plectosphaerellaceae.